Molecule: messenger RNA, 540 nt
Organism: Nicotiana tabacum (common tobacco)
Lineage: Eukaryota; Viridiplantae; Streptophyta; Magnoliopsida; Solanales; Solanaceae
Source: RefSeq, a predicted model, not a curated record
AUGCAUUCUUACAGGGAGACUUGUCAUAAGAAGUUUACAUGGCCUUACCAUAAGGUUUCCAAAGACAGGGAGAGCAGAAGUCAAAGUGUAUUUGAUUAUUCCUUGUUCACUAAGAAGUCUGGGGUUCACAUUGUUGAGAUUUUAAUCUAUGUAGAUAAUCUGCUUCUUACUAGUAGUAGUAAGGUUCUUAUUGAUGAGGCAGAAAUUGUUUUGCAUCAGGAGUUCAAAGUAAAAGACUUGGGAGAGUUAAGAUACUUUCUUGGAAUUGAAGUUAUAAGAUCUAAGCAUGGUAUUCUCCUUAACCACAAGAAAUACACACUUGAGCUCAUUUUUGAAAUGGGUAUUAGUGUAGCCAAGCCAGCUGUCACACCUCUUGAGGUUAAUCAGAGGUUGGCUUCUGUAGAAUUUGACAAAAUUGCAGGUCUUCAAAGUUCAGAUCCCUUGGUGGAUGUCACUAGUUACCAAAAACUAAUUGGGAAAUUGUUGUAUCUUACACUGACAAGACCUGAUAUUUGUUAUGCAGUACAAAGCCUCAGUUAG